This is a messenger RNA of Mytilus californianus (California mussel), 2165 nucleotides long. RefSeq lists its product as uncharacterized. NCBI's taxonomy places the organism in Eukaryota, Metazoa, Mollusca, Bivalvia, Mytilida, Mytilidae. The transcript has 3 exons. Bases 22 to 1293 code for a protein of 423 amino acids. The record is from RefSeq and is a predicted model, not a curated record.
UGCACCUUUACGAAGAAAAAUAUGAAUUAUCUUCAAUGUAGAAUGUCAAAACAUUUGAUAACGAAGGUUUUACUCAGAAGAAGUGAUCUAAUAACUGUAAACUGUUUGAUAAAAGCCAAUGUUUCAUUUAAAACGAAAAACACACAAAACGAAAUUUUUGAAACGUUGAAUACGUACACCGAUCUAAAGUUGACACCACUGAAAAUAAAUAAAUGUGAAUUUGGCAAGAGCUUUAGUCGCGCUCACAUACAGUGUGAAAAAUUUACUUGCACAAUGGAGGAAUCAGGCAAACAGGGAAAGAUAGUUCCUGCAGUUUCUUUCAAAGGAAUUUACAAUGAUGGAUUUGACUUUUUGAACAAUUACAUUAACGGAAAGUUAGAAAUUGAUCUUUCAGAUCCAGCGGAUGUGAAUCGAACAUCAGCAUUUUUCCAACUUUACAAAUUUUUCAGCAAAAUAGAGGACCAUGAAAGAUGUUUAAAAAGAGACAGCAGAAAUAUUUUCACAGAUAAACCAAAAAGCUAUGUGACUGCUCUUCUGACAAACCAUCUUCUCAGUAAAUUAGUGCUAGGAAAAGAACACAUUACUAGUAGAGAUUUGUCUGACAGGCCUUUGUUUUGUCCCUGCUUUAGUGCUGUCAAAUGUCAGAAACCAAUAGAAUAUGGACAUACAGGAUUAGGUUAUGAAAAAUUUUGGUAUGGAAGACCUGAUGUUCUUUUAUCAGCUGAUAAUGAAGUACAGCAAAACUGUGUUAUGGUAAGCGAAGAUAGAAAAACGAAUAAUCAAAGCAGUGAUUUUGAAAAAGAACUAUGCUCAGAUAUUGACGAAAAGACCAAAGAGGAGGAAGUUGCCUGGAUAAGCCAGACUCUAGCUCAGUGUAUUACAUUUGCAUUUUCCCGUUCAAAUAUGAAGAAACGUUAUUCAAAUAAAGCCUUCACGAGUACAUUGAUACCUACUUUAGUGUUGACGCCAAAUGAUUAUUUUGUUUACAUGUAUGAAUAUGAACACGAUGUUCUUCUAAAAAGUGGUCCAUCUGACUUGUGGGAUAAGAGUGGACAGAAAUUUAACAGUGCUGCAAUUUUACAUCUUUGGAUGCUUUUGAACCAUAUGAACUUUGUACCUUGUCUGAGCCAAAAUCAAGUGAAUUAUUUGGGCAAGAGUGCAAAUUUUCAUAAUAUUUCUGGUGAAAAGUUCACAUUGUCUGAAUUAACAGAAAAUGUUUCCUUUAAGUCAUGUUUUGUGGAGAGUAAUAAAGCACAUGAUAUGAAUUUAUAUCCAGAAAUAGCAAUAUAUUAAAAUUUACUAACAUUGAAUAUAUUGUACUUUUAAAAUGACAGGCAUGAAUCAUUAUUAUAAAAGUAAGAAGAUUUGGUAUGAUUGCCAAUAAGACAAUUUUCCACCAGAGAAUAAAUGAUGUAAAAGUUAGUAACUGAAUGUCAACUUACAGUCUUCAACAAUGAGCAAAAGCCAUACUGCAAAGCAAGUUAUAAAAGUCCUGGACAACAAAUGUAAAACAAUUUAAACAACGUUUAGAUUUUUUUUUAUUUGAAUCAUUAAAUGUCUGCAAAAAUUUGAAGUCAUUAACAGAAUCUCAAACUACUAAACGUAGUUUAAGUUAGGCUAUAAUAAAGGACUGAGAACAAGGAGUCAAUUAUCAGUAUUGACAUAGAUUUUGAAAUAAAAAAUCUAUGAGCACAUUUAAGAAACAACUUCAUAUUGAGAAAAGAGUUAUUACAGGAAUAAUACAUCUUCUCUAAAAAUAUCUUAUUUAUAGAAUUUACUCGAUGUUUUCUCAAAGGAAAUAUUCAGGGAAUUAAUGUAAACAUUAACCCUGUUCAACAUUUUUGCUUACCAAAGGUCUUUGUCAUUGUGAUGCCAUAACAUUAAAAGUAAUGUCUAAUAUUUUAUUUUUAUAAAAACAGGGAUACUUGAAACACAUAUAUGACAUUUUGUCCUUAUUACUAAUGACAUUGAUGUUAUUUUCAAAAGUGUAACACAUCACAUAGAUAAAGAUACAUUGUUAUACAUUAGUUAACUAUUAGAGAACUUCAUUAUGUUUUUUCUCAGACUGCUUACCAUGUUUUAUACAACUUGUUAAUCAGUUGGAGGCAUAGAUGAAUGAUAAAAUUGUUUGUUUAUUAAAGAACUAGCUUUCGGUACUAAAUGUC